AUGGCUGCCAACUUUCUGCAAAUGCUCGAAAACAUGCAGCCGCGGUCUAAGCGCACGAUAGAGGAUCUCAUAAAUUCUGAUGAUCAGCUGGCUGGCAUGGACGGCAUGGAACUCAGAGGCUGGACCCAAGCCAAUCCCACUGCGCCUAGUCGUGACCUAAAAGAUCCAGUGGGCCAAACUCUCCUCGCUGCAUUCAAUGGAGAGUUCGAUGCGCUACAAAACUACUGCGAAAUGAUGAUUAAACAACUAGGCGGGGAUGAGAAUGCACGCGAGACCGUCAGACAGGACAUGUAUACGAAGAGAUGGGGUCCCAGCAAAACCCCCGUCUACUCAAUAUUGCUACCCGCACUCCACAUGCUCCCAGCAAAGAAGGAGGAAUUACUCGGAAUCGUAAGGUAUCUUGCAAACGACCUGAAGGUACCAGUCGACGGAAAGGACGUCUUAGGCUCUACAGCGCUAUUCUGGUCUAUAUCCACAAAGCCCUAUGUACAACCCGAAUUUGCGCAAAUCCUCUUCGACGCUGGGGGCUCCGUGAACACUAAGAACAGGUUCAAUGCUACUCCAGCGAGCGAGAUAGCACAAGCAGAUCUCCACGGCGACACUACUAAGAACGUGCAAAUGAUGAAGUGGUACAUUGAGCAUGGCGGCGAUAUCGAAAACAAAGAUAGCGACGGUAUGAGUGUCAAAAUCUUGGUGGAAAUGAUGAAGAAGAAAGUGCCGCAAAUGGCUGAGGUGAUUCAGAAGGGGAGAGGAGAAAGGAAACAGGGGGAUUGCACGACAUGUGGGAGGAGUCCGAAGGGAGAAAAGAUGUUUCCUGCUUGUGCAAAGUGUAAGAAGGCGAGGUACUGCUCGCAGGAGUGUCAGAAGGUGGACUGGAAGACACACAAGAAGAUUUGCGUUGCUUCGUAG
Bipolaris maydis ATCC 48331 is the source of this 909-nucleotide messenger RNA. RefSeq lists its product as uncharacterized. Lineage: Eukaryota; Fungi; Ascomycota; Dothideomycetes; Pleosporales; Pleosporaceae. The record is from RefSeq and is a predicted model, not a curated record.